AUGGGCUUUAACAUCUACGAGGAAGCUCCCGUGGUGCAGUCCAAGUACCACGGCACGGAGAAACAAGUGUUGGCAGAGAUUUUCCUCCAGCACGCAGUCUCUGGUGCCUUGCCCAUAAACCCAUGGUACGAGGCAGCCAAGUCCCUGUCCCGCGAAUUCCCUGACCAACUGGGCUGCCUUGGCAAUCAUUCCAUCCUGGGACGAGUUUUCCAGAUGAUUGACGAGAAUCAUGAUGGCAUCCUAGAUCAGGAUGAGUUCGUCAAUGGCAUGCAUGAGCUCCUGCACCCCAGCACGGCGGCAGGGAAGACGCUCGCGGAGAGAAUUGCCAAGGUCACUCUUCCGCCGGUGGAGACGGAUUUCGAGCAUGUGAAAAACGUCGCCAUCAUUGGUGCAGGAGUCGCGGGCCUUCAGACGGCACGCCGGCUGAUGGAGAUUGGAAUCUCUUGUACCAUCUUCGAGAAGUCUGAGAACGUGGGAGGGGUGUGGCAGAAGAACUACGCAGACUUCGGCCUGCAGGUCCCGAAGGAGCUCUUUGAGUUCCCCGACUUCCCCUAUCCUCCCGACUUCAAGUGCGACCUGUUCCCCACAGGCCCGGAGGUUCAGGAGUACAUCGAGCUGUACGCCAAGACUUUCGGGUUGUACGACAUUACGCAAUUUAAGACGUUUGUCCUAGAGCUGUAUCCAGCACAUGCUGGGAAGCGCGGCUGGACCGUCGUCUAUGAGAAGGACAAGGAGCGCUCCACCAAGACCUUUGACUACUUGGUCGUUGCAACGGGCAUGUAUGGCUGGCCACCGCACGUUCCCGUUGCCCGUGGCUCCGAAAAGUUUAAGGGCCAGAUUUUGCACUCCUGCACCUUCACGGAUCGUAGUGUCGCCGCGGGCAAGAAGGUGGUCGUCGUUGGUGGUGGUAAAUCCGCAGUUGACAACGCGGUGUCCGCAGCCAAGGCGGGCGUCUCCAGCGCCCUGGUUUGCAGAUCCUGGCACUGGCCUGUUCCACGCUACUUGCUGGACUGGGUGCCCUUCAAGUAUGCGACCUACAACCGUUUUGGGCAUUGGUUCGUGCACCCCCACCACAGCGAAGGUCCGGCAGCACAAUGGCUCCAUGGUACAUGCGCACCCGUCAAGUGGCUCUGGUGGCGCAUCGUGGAGACGAUGUUCCGCAGCCAGUUCAAGAUCCCCAAGGACAUGAUUCCAGACGAGGGCAUCGACGUCGAUCUCUUCACCGGGGCUAUUGACAAAUUCACGGAGACCGGGGUCAUCCUCACUGAUGGCAAGGAGCUGGAAGCCGACAUCGUGAUCUACGGGACGGGCUUUACCAAGAACUACGACAUCUUCGACAAGGUAAUCCAGGAAAAGCUCAACAUCCAAAAGGACGGGCUCUACCUGUACAGGAACAUCAUCCCGCCGCAGGUGCCGGAUGUGGCUUUCAUUGGUUGCGAAGUUGCCACCUUCAACAACAUCUUGACACACGGCCUGCAAGCGCUCUGGCUGCAGAAGAUGUUGGCUGGAAAGAUGCAGGUCCCCAAGCCGGGAGCCAUGGAGAAGGUGAUUGAGAAGGAGCGCGCCUGGAAGCGAAGCUGGAUGCCACCCUCAAGUGCUCGUGCGUGCCUCUACCAGCUGCACAUGACCAAGUACCAUGACAUGCUGAUCCAGGACACGGGCGCGUCGCGCUUCCGGAAGAUGCCCAACUGCUUCGGCGAGCUCUGCAUGCCCAUCACGGCGGCCGACUUUGCGGAUCUUUUCCCGAAAAGCUCCAGGUGA
Molecule: messenger RNA, 1761 nt
Organism: Symbiodinium natans
Lineage: Eukaryota; Dinophyceae; Suessiales; Symbiodiniaceae
Source: the annotation of a GenBank genome assembly